Messenger RNA from Exophiala xenobiotica, 1446 nucleotides. RefSeq lists its product as uncharacterized. The record is from RefSeq and is a predicted model, not a curated record. Lineage: Eukaryota; Fungi; Ascomycota; Eurotiomycetes; Chaetothyriales; Herpotrichiellaceae. The coding region runs from base 47 to 1345 and encodes 432 amino acids. The transcript has a single exon.
AUUGAACAGCAAUCGCAGUACGAGCAGCUGAGAACUGCAGCUCACCAUGACCACAAUUCUACCGCGAGGAGCUGGUUUCGUCUGUCAAGCCUGUCAAAAACUCUGCGCAUCACAACCUCCCCGACGCCAGUUCGCUUCACUAGCAAAGACUUCCUCGAAGAAGCAGCCUACUCCGCAGACAGCUCGCAGGUUUAUUUCCCAGCCCUCCAUACGCAGAGACGCCCCUGCACUGUCGGCUGUUGCAAACGUAUCUUCAACCAAGAAGAGUUCCUACGACAUCCCUCCCGAAAUCGCACUGAAACCACUCAAUCCUACCACCGAACUCAAAGCUCUCAAACAAGCGGUCACACGUUUGACGUCUCUCGACACCGCCGCUGACUCCAGUGAAGUGCUCAGCCUCCUCCUCGAUUGCUACAAACUAGCCAACUGCCUUGUCUUCGGAGUCAGCAAGGGUGCAAAUGAAGUCACAACCAAACCCGGUGAGGACCUCUCGCAAGCUAUACUGCGCGAUCUGGCCGAAGACAAUUCAAAACAAGAUUCAGUAUUCGUACCGGAUAAAGAACUAUCAGCGCCGUUUCGCGACAACGCAGCCAGGACAAUUGCCGAGCUGAUAUACACCCUCCUUCGAGAUCCGAAAGUCUAUGUCUCGGACGAAGCGCUAUCGUUGUACGUUCGAAUACAGUGUUUGCUAGGCAAGCCCGAAUACUUGCCCGAGAUCUUUCAUCUCCACGCACACAAGAAAAUACCGAACGGCAAGACGAAGCCGAUCACCUACUCGGAGCCGUGGUCGAAACUGCCCAAGUACGCUAUCCCACCAACCCUAGCGGACGCGGCGCUCGAAGCUGCCAUUAUCAAGAAGAACCUACCGCUGGCGAUAGCAAUUAUAGAUACGACGGUGGCGUCACCAGCGAAUCGCGUCGCCAGGAUAAUGGGAAGGGCGACUGUCCCGGCGUUGUUUGUGGGCGCUACACCAUUGCUCGCCUACGCCGGUGCGAACUGGGUGGCGCAUUGGCAGAAUACCAUGGACGUGGAGAUGAGCAAGUACACGGCAAUCGCGGGGGCAUUGGCGUAUAUCGGGACCUUAACGACCAUCGGGUUCGUUGCGAUCACGACUUCGAAUGAUCAGAUGGAGCGCGUGGUGUGGCGGCCCGGGACGAAACUGAGUGAUCGAUGGCUCAGAGAGCCGGAGCGGGCGAUGUUCGACCGGCUGGCGCUGGCCUGGGGAUUUCAAGAGAAAUAUAGAUGGGGCGAGGAGCAAGGGCAUGAUUGGCUCCAGCUCAAGGAUGAGUGUGGGAUGAGGGAUAUGAUACUUGACAAGACGGAUUUGAUGGAAGGAAUGCAGUAGACCUCCGAUGUCGAGUACCAAGGUUGCCGCUUAGUGUAAAAAAAAGAGACUAGAUAUGAUUUCAUGACUUCUCUUCGUUAGCUGGAUGAUACCAGCGACUA